This is a messenger RNA of Lachancea nothofagi CBS 11611, 615 nucleotides long. The record is from the annotation of a GenBank genome assembly. Lineage: Eukaryota; Fungi; Ascomycota; Saccharomycetes; Saccharomycetales; Saccharomycetaceae.
AUGUCUGACACUCUGUCACCACCAUUGAAUCGAGUUCCCUCGGGCGGAAGUACCGAUAGCAAAAUGGAACCAGUUAAAGACCGCCGCAGAAGAAGAGCCUCAAGCAUCAUAUCGCAUGUGGAACCGGAGACUCUGGAAGAAGAAAACGAUCAGCAAAUGCUGCCCAACAUGAACGCCUCUUGGGUCGACCAACGAGGCGCUUGGGCUGUCCAUGUAGUCAUAAUCAUGUUGCUCAAGGGUUUCUUCAACAUGCUCCCGGGAAUUACCAACGAGUGGUCCUGGACUAUCACGAACACCACCUACGUGAUAGGUUCUUACGUCAUGUUCCAUCUGGUCAAGGGUACGCCCUUCGACUUCAACGGCGGUGCUUACGAUAAUCUCACUAUGUGGGAACAAAUCAACGACGGCAUGCUAUACACUCCCAGCCGUAAAUUUCUGAUCCUGGUGCCCAUAGUCUUAUUCCUCGUCAGCACUCAUUACUCGCGUUACGAUUUACAACUAUUCUUGUGGAACUUCUCGCUCACCACAUUUGUUGCCGUGGUGCCCAAACUGCCCCUAACACACAGACUCAGAAUUACAAUUCCAUUUUUGACCGGCCCUGCCCAGAUAAAAUAA